ACAGACCGAUCGGCAGGCAGACAGACAGACAGACAGACCGACUUCGCGGGGAGACCAGCUCGGCUCGAGGCAGCGCUCGUGGGCGAUGGGAAAGCUCCGCGGCUCUGUGAUGCCCGUGGAUCCUCUUGGCAAAGUGGGGCUGCUGUGCCAGGCGUGCGGGUUCCUCCUGGCCAACCCGCAGCAGGCGGAAUGCGGGCAUCGCUACUGCCGGAGAUGCGUGAAGGGGCUCUUCAGAGACCCAGAGAAGAUGGUGGCCUGCUUCACAUGUAAGAAGGCCCUGAGUCUCAAGGAGUUCCACAGUGACAAAGCAGCAGAGAACGAUGCUCUUGCCACACAGAUAGCCUGCCCAAAUUUUGACUGCACGUGGACAGGAACCCUGAAAUCAUACCAGGAGCAUUUAUGCCUCCCUGAGGCACCUAUUGGAAGUACAGCAGAUGCUAUUUUCACUCCUGGAGACCAAAAUGUGAAUGAAGAGAAGGCGGCGCUCUGGAGCAUCACUGCCCCCAUCAUGGGUGGCCCUUCCCUGAACAUGGAAGCUGUCCAGUUGCGUGUGGAGGCCCUAGAACUGGUGGUUGCAUCUUUACGUCGGCAGCUGAAUCACCAAGUCUCCACCGUGAAAUCUCUCCAACGCUGCUGCUCCCAGUAUGAGGAGCUGCUCAGAAUUUCUCAGGAAACACACAAUGGUCCUCAUGGAACCAAAGCUUCUGGACCAUCCUCACAGGAGCUGGUCAGCACUGACGGAAUAUUGGUAUGGAAAGUGGAGAACUUCUCCAAGCUCCUGAAGGAUGCCAAGACUGGGAAAAGACCUUCCAUCUUCUCUCCAGCCUUUGCCACCCACCCUUUUGGAUACCGCCUCUGUGUCCGACUGUACCCUGAUGGAGAUGGUGUAGGCAAGGGUGGCCACCUUUCGCUCUUCCUUGCUUUGGCCAAAGGGCCUUACGAUGACAUUCUGCCCUGGCCUUUCCAACAAAAGGUCACCUUCUCUCUCCUGGAUCCCACACGAAGGAAGUCGCCUCUGGUGGAGACUUUCCUCCCAGAUACCCAAAGCACUUCUUUCCAGAAACCUCACCAGAGACUCAAUGUGGCCAGUGGAAGCCCUCUCUUUGCCAGCCAUGUUGACAUUCCCAGCUACCUCAGAGAUGACACACUCUACCUCAAAAUAAUGGUGGAUUUAACAGGAAUAGAAAUUUAACGCUGGAAAGCGAUGGAGAGAUUUUAUGGUGGACAUAUUCUGCAUUUCCAUUGCUUUUAAUACUUCAAGUUUCUUUUUUUAAUCAUAUCUUUUUCUUUACUACCACUCAAUGGUGUCAACCGCAAUUUCUCUUUCAAAACAGAUUGUCGGUUGCUUCUCAGGGUCAUCUAAGAUCUGCAUAUUGUUUUGGCUUGAACUCAUGGGAAAUUGAUCCUUGAUUAUGCUCAGACUGAUGCUGAGCAACCUCUAAACAUUACAAUCCUUAUGGGAUUUUUAUGGACAGCUAUUCGAGAAUAUCUUUCUGUUAAAUGCAGAGAAAGGUGGGAAAUAUUUUUCAGUGGUCAAGGAUGUCAGAUGCCUUCCUACAAAUGCACAAUCCUGGGUAAUAAUGACUGUAUAUAUCUGAAAAGAAGACUAAUUUUCCCCAGAUAAGAACAUUACAAUGGGAGAGUUGCUUUAGAUUCACUGAGAAUUUGGUAAAUGAGGCAGAUCAAGUUUUGCUGUCUGUUAACCUGUGAGUAGGGAAAUCCAAGGAUAUGUUUCUUAUGGGCAUUAUAGAACAAUGUGUAUACAAUAUCCCAGGUGCAAAUGUUCAGCUCUGUUGUUACAUUGCUUCCAGUUG
Molecule: messenger RNA, 1814 nt
Organism: Candoia aspera
Lineage: Eukaryota; Metazoa; Chordata; Lepidosauria; Squamata; Candoiidae
Product: TNF receptor-associated factor 2-like
Exons: 5
Coding region: 86-1192 (368 amino acids)
Biological process (GO): tumor necrosis factor-mediated signaling pathway; protein K63-linked ubiquitination; regulation of apoptotic process
Cellular component (GO): cytoplasmic side of plasma membrane
Molecular function (GO): zinc ion binding; tumor necrosis factor receptor binding
Source: RefSeq, a predicted model, not a curated record